AGAAGGCUAUGAACUAGGAGCAUGGCACAUAUUCCACGGAACCUGGCAAAUAGUGGACCUAAAUUCCCUACCAGCUCAGUCGGUCAGCAUUUGCUCGAUUGUACCUUGUGCAAAAACCCACGUAACCCAUUCAACGUUAUCAGCAGACAAAACAACGCGAGUUUGCUUCGUUUCGCUGAAACCUCUGCCAUCCGACGAAUGAAACUAAAUCUUUGCAAACAGGUAGAUCUUGUGGUUACUGGAGCAAUUGAUCCGACCUCGUACGUCACACGCCUGAGGCAACACUUCAGUUCAAUUCGUCCUGCACCACCUCGAAUCAGUCCUCGGAGUCAACAGGUACACCCGGAUUUGCACACUUGCCCCUUCAUUUUCGUGCGUGUCGAUUCCGUCCGUAUAUCUCUGACACCGCCGUACGAGGACCCCUUUAAGGUUGUUGCCUGGAGAGAGAAGCACUUCGUGCUGGAUAGAAAUGGUCAUUAAGGUACUGCGAGUAUUGACCGCUUGAAGCCGGCUUACAUCGAGACGCGGCCACUAUCGAAACCCACGGUCAUUCCUGUCACCGAGCAGCCCACGUUCUCAAGUACGCCACCUACUCAGCCCAUGUGUGACACCACUGUUCCCUCUUCUGCACCACAAACAUCUCACGAUAAACUCAAAAUCGCAUCACCGAACACGCUUCGGACGUACAGUUUUUCUCCCUUCCAGACUACGGUAAAUGACAAGUAUCGAGCUUCCGUCUCAGUGACUCACGCUCCAGGGGGGGGAGUUCUGUAGCGAUUGUACAUAUCUCUCUUCCCAAUUGUACUUUCGUCUUCUCAUUUCAACUAUUAUUGUACAGUUUUUUUAACUGACCAACAACCGAUAAAAGACUUUCAGGUUUCGA
Messenger RNA from Dicrocoelium dendriticum, 883 nucleotides. Lineage: Eukaryota; Metazoa; Platyhelminthes; Trematoda; Plagiorchiida; Dicrocoeliidae. The record is from the annotation of a GenBank genome assembly.